AAUCUCUUUCGCUUACAAAAAAAAAGCGCGGAUUUUUUCUUAAGGCUCCAAAACUCUGAGACCAAGAAACAGAGAGAAGAAGAAGAUAAAGCAAAAAAAAUGGCAACGAUAAAUUCAACGGUCACAAUUCUCUCUCCCAAAUCAAUCCCAAAGAGCAUCGAUUCGAAAUCGGGAGUUAGGGUUUCUGAUCACACCGUCGGUUUCUCUCCCAAUAUCGUCAAAUGCGUCAAUUCCUCCUCCUGCCGGAGAUUGAAGUUAGCGAAGCUCGUCUCAGCGGCCGGUUUAUCGCAGAUCGAACCGGACAUCAACGAAGAUCCGAUUGGUCAAUUCGAGCUUAACAGCAUUGAAAUGGAGGAUUUCAAGUAUGGAUAUUACGAUGGAGCUCAUACUUACUACGAAGGAGAAGUUGAAAAGGGAACAUUUUGGGGAGCAAUUGCAGAUGACAUUGCUGCUGUUGAUCCUCCAUCUGGAUUUCAAGGUUUAAUUUCUUGGAUAUUUCUUCCUGCUAUAGCUGCAGGGAUGUAUUUUGAUGCUCCGGGUGAGUACUUGUUCAUAGGUGCAGCGUUGUUCACGGUAGUGUUCUGUAUAAUAGAGAUGGAUAAACCAGACAUGCCACACAACUUCGAGCCUCAGAUUUAUAAAUUGGAGAGAGGAGCUCGUGACAAGCUCAUUAGUGAUUACAACACUAUGAGUAUUUGGGACUUUAAUGACAAGUAUGGUGAUGUUUGGGAUUUCACCGUUGAGAAAGAUGAUAUAGCCACAAGAUAAGAUGUGGUUUCUCAUUAUAAUGAUGACUUUUUGAUUGAAACUGUUUAUAAAUUGAUGAAUGAAAGUUUGUUACUACAUAUGUAUAUUAUAGAUUGUUAUUUAUCUUAAUAAAGUGGUGGUUUAACAAAGCUUUUACACCAAGAUUUGAAGUUCAAACUCCACAAAAUGUUAUGGAUUAUUCAGAGGUUUUAUGUAUGGACUGUGGAUUUGAUCUUAUAAAUUAGUAUGUCAUAAAUAGUAGAUUGUUAUUUCACUUCCAAUGAAAAGAGAGUAUGUAUGG
This is a messenger RNA of Thlaspi arvense, 1048 nucleotides long. NCBI's taxonomy places the organism in Eukaryota, Viridiplantae, Streptophyta, Magnoliopsida, Brassicales, Brassicaceae. The record is from the annotation of a GenBank genome assembly.